Messenger RNA from Phaedon cochleariae (mustard beetle), 1053 nucleotides. Lineage: Eukaryota; Metazoa; Arthropoda; Insecta; Coleoptera; Chrysomelidae. The record is from the annotation of a GenBank genome assembly.
AUGAUCUACAGAGCCAGUGUGGAGAAGGAGCUCAAAAAAGCAUUCAAGCUCGACAUUUCGAAGUACUACUUCCAGGAGGAGAAGGGCGAUGCCGUGACCUUGGCCUGGGACCAACUGCAGACUAGCUUGCACUGCUGCGGAGUGGAUGACUAUAAGGACUAUCAGAAGAACGAGAAGUGGGCUAAGGGGGAUAACGUUGUCCCGGAGUCCUGUUGCGUGUUGGGUGAGGAUUCGAAACUGUUGGAGCCUACGUGUACUAGUGCUCCCAGCGAGGCUAAUUCGUACUAUCUGAAAGGAUGUUUUCAGGCUGUGAACGAUUGGGCGUUGGACCACUUGAAUUUGUUGAUUUUCAUAGCGCUCGCUUUCGGGUUAGUAGAGGUUUUGGGGGUGUUUUUGGCAUUCUGUUUGGUGCAGUCUAUCAACAGAGUACAAAUGGUGAAAGCAAGCGUGUUGGCCCAAAUCUCCUACGUCCUAAUGGCCAUCGGCGCUGCGAUGUUCCUGCUGAGCUUCCUGGGGUACUGCGGAGCCUUGCGGGAGUCCCAAUGCAUGCUCACCACUUACGGCAUCCUCCUGAUAGUGAUACUAGUUCUGGAGAUAGCCGCCUGCUACCUGGCUGUGUUCUACAGAGCCAGUGUGGAGAAGCAGCUCAAAGAAGCAUUCAGGCUCGUCAUUUCGAAGUACUACUUGGGGAUAACGUUGUCCCGAAGUCCUGUCGCGUGUUGGGUGAGGAUUUCGGAACUGUUGAUGGCGUCUACGUGUAUUAGUGCCCACAGCGAGGCUAAUUCAUACUAUCUGAAAGGGUGUUUUCAGGCUGUGAACGAUUGGACGUUGGACCAUUCAAAUUUGUUGAUUUUCAGAGUGCUCGCUUUCGGCCGAUGCUACCCGGGCCGCCCAGCAUUCCGAUCCGAAUGCGAUUACUUUGCGCGGCCGGAAGCCCCCGAUUCCCCCCCCUCCUCGCGGGGAGACCCCUGCCCCCCCCCUUUCGUAUCUGUCACGGAGGCCAGCCCCGAUUGUCAAGUUAAUUGCGAGGGUAAUGAGCCGGUGUCGUUUUAA